This is a messenger RNA of Erythranthe guttata (spotted monkey flower), 2544 nucleotides long. Lineage: Eukaryota; Viridiplantae; Streptophyta; Magnoliopsida; Lamiales; Phrymaceae. The record is from RefSeq and is a predicted model, not a curated record.
CAAGAGAAAUUUUAUUAAUUUAGCGAAUUCAUAGAAUUUAUCGAGACGGGCCCCAAAAAAAUUAUUAUUUAAGCGAAGUUAUUAAUUUAUCGAGGUUCUACUGUUUAAUUAAUGUAUAUAUAUAUGUAUGUGUGCAUAUGGCGCAUGCAUGCAGGUGGGAAGUGAAGCUAGACAGAACCUCGGACUGGCUAGCAAUAGUCGGAAACAUAGCCUUUGUGUUUCUCUUCUUCCCGGUGACACGUGGCUCGUCGGUGCUGCCGCUAUUUGGGCUGACAUCGGAGGGUAGCGUUAAAUAUCACAUAUGGUUGGGCCAUAUCGUCAUGACACUUUUCACCGCCCAUAGCUUCGGUUACGUCGUCUAUUGGGCUAGCGUCCGUAAAUUGCAUAAAUUGCUAGAAUGGAAGAAAACCGGCUUCUCGGCCAUCGCCGGCGAGUUAUCCCUCGUCGCGGGAUUAGUACUGUGGGCCACCACGUUCCCGAGGAUAAGGAGAAAAAUGUUCGAGGUGUUCUUCUACACGCACCACAUGUACAUUCCGUUCGUCGUCUUCUUCAUCCUCCACGUCGGAAUCAAUUACACAACCACGAUGCUUCCCGGUUUCUUCCUCUUCCUUAUCGACCGUUACCUCAGAUUCUUGCAAUCUAGGUCAAACGUUCGUCUCUUGUCCGCUAGGGUUCUUCCUUGUCAAGCUGUCGAACUCAACUUCUCGAAGACCACAGGUUUGCGUUACAGUCCGACGAGCAUUAUAUUCUUGAAUGUCCCGACAAUUUCGAAGAUGCAGUGGCAUCCGUUCACCGUUAGCUCGAGCAGCAGUCUCGAGUCUGAUAAGCUAAGUGUCAUAAUCAAAGGAGAAGGAAAAUGGUCUAAUAAGCUCUACCAAAUGCUCUCUUCUUCGAUCGAUCGUCUCGAUGUUUCAACCGAAGGGCCUUACGGGCCCACUUCAACCGACUUCCUAAGGCACGAGCUUUUGGUGAUGGUGAGCGGAGGAAGUGGCGUAACCCCGUUUAUAUCGAUCAUCCGCGAGCUAAUCUACACAAGCGAGAAUUUGAAAUGCAAAACGCCCGAAAUUCUACUAAUCACCUCGUUCAAGAACUCAAACGACUUAACCUUGCUCGAUUUAAUCCUCCCUCUCUGCGGUGCUCCACCAGAGUUUCCAAAUUUGGACUUAAAAAUCGAGGCGUACGUAACAAGAGAGAGAGCGGCCCCACCUAAAGAACAAGAAAAUACGAAAAUUCGAACCGUGUGGCUCAAGCCCAACCCAUCCGAUGCACCAAUAUCUCCGAUUUUAGGACCGAAUAGCUAUUUAUGGCUCGGUGCUAUAAUCUCAUCUUCCUUUAUCAUUUACCUUAUUUUCAUCGGUAUUUUGACGAGAUAUACAAUUUACCCCAUUGAUCGUAACACAAACAAGAUAUACGCAACUUCUUCAAGAGCUUUGAUCCACAUGCUAUUCCUAUGCAUCGGCAUAUUUAUCGCUGCAACUUCGGCUUUUUCAAUGAACAAGAGUAAAAAUGCAAGGGAGAUCAAAACUACACAAAUACAGCACAUGGAGGGGGCCACCCCCCAAGCCUCGCCGAAUUCGUCGUUUUAUAACGCGGAUAGAGAAUUGGAGAGCUUGCCUCAACAGUCGAUAUCGCAGUUGAUUAAUUUGCAUUAUGGUGAAAGGCCGGAUCUUAAGAGUGAGUAACUAAUUAAGAUCAUGCAUGUACUUUUUUUGAAAAAAAAUAUUUGUUUCUCAAGAUAUUUUUGUUUUUGUAGGAGUUUUGUUCGAGCGAAAAGAAUCGAGCGUUGGAGUACUCGUUUGUGGCCCGAAGAAAAUGAGACAUGAGGUGGCGAAUAUAUGCUCGUCCGGUUUGGCUGCUAAUCUGCAUUACGAGUCCAUUAGCUUCGGUUGGUGAUUUUUUUUCAUCAUUUUUUAUUAUAAAAAUUGUGAUUGCGAUCGCGAUCGAGUUCGGGGAUUGCUUCUUCUUCUUCUUCUUCUUCUUCUUCUUUUUUUUUUUUUUUUUAAUUGUUUAAAUUUGCUCUUCCUUUUGGUUGAUUGAGCUAUAUAUGUAAAUUUAAAUUGUAAAUUGAAAGAUAAAUGCUUCUCUUUCUUGUGAAAAUGAUAUAUCAACCUUUUUCUUGUUGAAAUCGGGACGAAAUUCUUUAAAUACAAAUUCCGAUCGAUUUCCACUCCGAAUCGAAACAGGAGAUUUGGCUAUUUGAAACAGGGCUUAAUUUGCUGCCAAAAAUACAUUUAUUCUUCAGUUGAAGUCAAGAAUUCCUUUAAAAAUUAAAAAUUAAAAAAAAAAAAAUAUGAGAAUUUAAUCAUAAAAGAAAGAGUAUUAAAAGUGAUGGUUUGCAGAGUUUAACUUGCAAACAAAUAUAUAAUUAUUUGCUAUGAUAUAUAUAGAUAGUCAUCAUAUUCACUUAUACUCUGUUCCUUCUUUCUUACAUAAAUGUGAUUUUUUAGAAUUAAUUAAGUACACAUCAACCAUGUAAUAUAUAGAAAUAUUCCUUUGAACGCAUUAUUUAUUUUUACUAGAAGAGAAAAUGUUGUGAUUGUUGAU